UACUUCGUAAAAUCUGAAGUGCAUUCGCCGUUUUCGCUGAAGAAUCGUUUUUCAAUUGUGGAUUCUCGUUGUAUUACACGUGGAGAAGAUGUAAUAUUUUUGAGAAGGAAACCUCCACCGCGACGUUCCCUUAAGGAAUAUAAAUACGAGAAUUUCGUAAAGCCUGGCUUAGUCCAAAAGGGUCAUUACCCCGGUGUGAAAUUAGAAAUCAAACGCUCACCAAGCAGCUCGGAUCUGCCAUUCAAUGGUACACUCAAAAGAUCACCAACGGCCGAGGAACCUCGCCAGAACGUUGUGACUCCAGAUGUUAAUGCUGACGUUUGUGAUGAAUGGUUGACUACCUAUGGAGGAUUUCGUGCUUUGCCGGAAGAGGGUCAAAAUGCUCUGGAGAACGGCAACACCACUGAGGUACUAUCACCGCGUGAGCCAACGCCAAAGAGGCACAGUUCGGUGGCGGUUUCUGAGAACGGGAGCAUAGCUCCAGAUUCCAUGGAUGACAGCUUCAAUGACGAUGUGUACUAUCCUGACGAUAGCGGUGACUCAUGUAAAAAGGAUCGUUUCAAGGAUAUUCGACCUGAUGAGUUCAAGGCGCUAGGGAUCGACGUGAAAAGUAUUGUACCAAAGAAAGAUUUCUAUGCGAUGACUAGGGAGGAACGAGCCGCUGCCGUUGCUGCCGAGUUUGAGGCAAUAGAUGCAUUGGGGCCUAAAAAGGAAGACGGCUACCUCAUCACUACUGUGGGUUUCUCAUGUCGCGUGAAUCCGUAUCAUUUGAACACUGCUAAGAUGAAACGAGUGAUGAAGUCCAUUUUGUCUAAUCCUCUGCUUGCUUACGACAAGGUACUUUAUACGAGACGGGCAUUGUUAGCCCGACGCAGAGCUGCGGAACGCCACAAAAUCCUGAGGGCUGGUCCCGAGGUGUACUUCAAGAAACUGGAUCGUACUCUUGAUUCCAGUUUAGGCCCUAUCGCAGAAAAAAUACUCGAGGAGCAUAAUCCAAUGGAUAUUACUGCCAUAGGUAAUAGCGAUGCUCCUUGCACUAUUUAUAGCCUUCUAGGAGAGUUUUACCUAUCAGCAAUCACUCAGAUCCUAUUGAUGUACUCGAAGCUGUUACUUAUCGCAAUUUGGACGACAUGGGUGAAACCGACGAGGCAACUAAAAAUCGUUAUGAUUCAACCAGCGCUGGUGUGGAAGAAAGUAUGCGACGAUUUGCAGCAGAAGUCCGUCAAGCGGAUUUCAAAGUUCAAGUGCUUGCCACGAAGAAUGGGAAACUCAGGAAAAUAUGUGAACGUAGCUAAUGCUCUGGCUGUGACUCUGUAUAUGUGCAACGAAAACACGCUCACUUUGUUGCAAGAAAGAGACGAUUCUGCGGACAAGAACAUGUCUGUUAAUGAAGGUGAACCGUGGAUGGGUAACUUCAUAAUCACGAACGCUCCAGAUCUACCAUCAUUAUUAGGUCAAGAUCCUGGAACUCGUGCUAUCUGUAAUGCUAUCGAAGGUGCUGAUAACAGUGUUGAUAAUAAUCGCAUUUUUUCGUAG
Molecule: messenger RNA, 1536 nt
Organism: Ostertagia ostertagi
Lineage: Eukaryota; Metazoa; Nematoda; Chromadorea; Rhabditida; Trichostrongylidae
Source: the annotation of a GenBank genome assembly